Molecule: messenger RNA, 1467 nt
Organism: Phytophthora infestans T30-4
Lineage: Eukaryota; Oomycota; Peronosporomycetes; Peronosporales; Peronosporaceae
Exons: 1
Coding region: 1-1467 (488 amino acids)
Biological process (GO): retrograde transport, endosome to Golgi
Cellular component (GO): Ric1-Rgp1 guanyl-nucleotide exchange factor complex; Golgi membrane
Source: RefSeq, a predicted model, not a curated record
AUGGACCACUUCAACUUUGGUGUGCUCUACACAAUUCACCAUCACUCCUUUUCGAUGACGAUGGACCACGUCACGCAGGCCGGGGAGGACAGCGUGCUGGUGGCGCGACUUGCGAGCCGCUACUUUCGUCCAGGAGGCGUCGUCAAGGGAGUCGUGCGGCUCGUAAGCCAUCAGCAGAAGCCUGAUGCUCACUCGGAGAUCUCCCACGUGGUGGCACAAGUGCACGGCCACGUCACGGUGGACAACAACCUGUUGACACUACCAGUCGUGCAAUUAGAGCGCAAACCCUCCGAGGAUGACACAAUGGGUGAAGCGUUGCCCGACGUACGCAACUUCUCGGGCGACACUGGAACGUGCAUUUUCCGCUCGGCGCCGUCGGUGCUGCUCUCGGAUAUCAAUAUUGCACCGACUCAGUCGGAGCUGGGAGCUGCCGCUGCGAAGAGUCACGGAGCAAUUGACCUUGUGUCAGCAGCCGAGGCUGCGCGCGAGGAGACUGCGGAGCGCUGCACACGAGAGUUUGCAAUUGCUCUGCCGAAGAACGUCUGCCCCACAUUCCGUGGGUCGUCCGCGAGGGUCUUCUACGUGGUCUCCAUCACGGCGCAAUGUGCAACUACUGGGAGCAAACCUGUGUCGGUGCAUCUGCCGUUCGAAGUGUACGGCUCGGAGUAUUUCUUCGAGGCUGGCACCGUAGCUAGUGCAAGCCACUUCGCUUCGAGUCAGGACAAGGACGAUGGCAGUGCUGCGUCUGAGGUCAAGAACGCCACGACCGCACACAACAAGCAACACGUGGUGGGUGGAACCACUCGCGUCGGACGAAGUUUGUCGCUAGCACCGGCACCUGUUGGUGUCCGUACAGGCAGCGAGAUUGCGUUCGAGUUGCGGCCUUCGCUCAUGCAUGGCCGAGUGGAAACGGAGCAGAUGCAACGCGCACAGACGAGCAUCUUCACGAUUGGCAAGGACAGCAGCCAUCUCGUGCGCUUCCUGCUGACAAAGCAGUUCUACCAACCAGGCGAGGUUCUUCUGGGCGUUUUUGACUUUACUCGCGCUAGCAUCCCUUGCUACGAAGUCUCGGCCACGCUGUGUCUAGAAGAGACGCUCUCGUCUAUGGCGCUGGAUCCCGACCGCGUCGUACAGUCCAAGGUAUUCGGCAAGUUCCAUGAGCGCACGCUGGAUACACUGCAAACGAAUGUUCGCUUCAGCAUCCCGCACGAUGCGCUGCCGACCAUCAAAACGGACCUGGUGCGCUUCCAGUGGCUGCUGCGCUUCGAGUUUUCGGCUGGAGCACCGCCGCAAAAGGAAAGCAACGACGCUCCGACGCAGCAGAGGCAAACGUUCCAGUGGCAGGUGCCGAUCGUGGUGCAGCCUGCGGUUGCUACAGAGCGCAACCAGCUCGCCAACGUACCGCACAAACUUUACUCGGGUAGCACUCGCGUUGCUACACUGUCCGGUGCUGAGCUAACCUACUAA